This is a messenger RNA of Scaptodrosophila lebanonensis, 1335 nucleotides long. RefSeq lists its product as uncharacterized. The coding region runs from base 1 to 1335 and encodes 444 amino acids. The record is from RefSeq and is a predicted model, not a curated record. The transcript is spliced from 2 exons. NCBI's taxonomy places the organism in Eukaryota, Metazoa, Arthropoda, Insecta, Diptera, Drosophilidae.
AUGGAACUGACCGCGUUGGCUUACAAUCUGAAUCGCAUGCGAGAGACCCGCAUUAUUGUUUGGCUGCAAGCUGAAAGCGAAGGGGAAGCUUUCAAUGAUAUUUUGAAAAAGAUUGGGGAGCUACAUUUUGUAAACCUCUUGCUGUGCCGCGCAGCGCCCGUUGGCUUAUUGAAGGUCUAUCGGCUUCUGCCAUUUCCGUUCCCACGCUUUGAACCCGUUUAUAUUGUGGAUGUGGGUCCCUAUUGUCACAAAUCCUGGUCGAAUUAUGGUGGAAUAACUGCACGCACACUACCAGAUCAGAUAAUGCCAGGUAUCUAUGUUGUAACUGAUAGGCGCACUGGCGAACACCGCUUGAGUGGAAGUAGUGGAAAAUUUAUAACUGCAUUCACCAAAGGACGAAACAUAAGUCUAAAGUACACCCAGCCUGUGGAGUUUGGAAAAGUGAUUCUCCCAAAUAUAAUAGAAAAUAUGACGCGUCAUGGAGAGCUGGAUAUACCGCUAAGUGUUAAAUUUCGUGCCAUAUCAAGGCCAAGGCAUGGCAUUGAAUCAUCUGAAGUUAUUGGUGUGGUAGACUGGAUCGUUAUCGUACCCUGCAGGCAGCUGCUGAAUAUUCAUGGUGUCUAUAAUAUGUUAUUGGAGGAACAUUGGGCUUACUACAUACUGGGAGCAUACGUAGCCUUUGCAAUAAUCGAGACUCUAAUAUCGACAGCGGAGUAUUAUCUGUGCCAUCACACACACAGAUUUGAUUGCUGCGGUCUUUUCGUGAAUCUUCGGGUGUUCUGUGGCCUACUUGGCUUCGGAAUGCCAAUUCAAAGCUCUGGGGGUGUGGCCACGCGUCAAGUAAUUAUGACUAUUUGUGUAUUUGGCUUGGUCUUCAGUACUUUUUUCAGCGCCAAGCUCAGCACCUUGCUGACAAUGUUUCCCCAGUCCAGUGCGAUAAAUACGUUCGAAGACUUAGAGGCAGCACAAAUUUCUGUUAUAUUGGACCCACUUACUCAUGAGAGAAAGCCCGCACUUUAUUUUGCCAAUGGCUUGCCGUACGCCUUCUUUUUACCAGAGAACUCCAUUUAUAAGACCGCCAUAGAUGAUUACAUACGUACGUGUGAAAGCAUGGGUUUUUUCGACAAGUGGCGGAAGGAAUCCUUCAUUGAAUUAAUGUACCAUUCUAAGCAAUCUCGAAUUAAUGCUAAAAUUCCCACUAACGAUUUUCAACCUCUGCGUUUCCGCGACUUGAACUGGUUGUGCUAUGCUGCUGAUAGUCUGGCAUUUGUGGUUGAGUACUGUGUGGGCCAUUGGCAAAAACGUAGCUCCACGAAUGCCGUGGUACUGGCUUAG